Nelumbo nucifera (sacred lotus) is the source of this 1661-nucleotide messenger RNA. Its product is annotated as (RS)-norcoclaurine 6-O-methyltransferase-like. The record is from RefSeq and is a predicted model, not a curated record. Gene Ontology annotation, molecular function: protein dimerization activity; O-methyltransferase activity. Lineage: Eukaryota; Viridiplantae; Streptophyta; Magnoliopsida; Proteales; Nelumbonaceae.
UGUAAACAUUAAGAUGGAAGGCUGUGUCUUGACUACUUGCAUUUGCACUUGUCCCUGAGUGAGAGAAAGAGAGAGAGAGCUCUAAUUAAGUUCCGUAAUUUAUCUCGUUCAGGUUACCGGCUUCUGAGUUCAAGAGGGACCUAGAGAGGAGAAUGGAAAUUCCGAAGGAAGUUCAAGCUGACGAGGUUGAAAUCUGGAAAUUCGGAUAUGACUUUGCCGACACUUUAGUCCUCCGAUGUGCCAUUGAGUUCGGUAUUGCAGACAUAAUCCAUAAGCAGGGAGAACCCUUGACGCUCUUUGAACUGGGGGCUCAAAUUCCUGUGCAACCAGUCAACACCGAUCACUUGCACAGGUUAAUGCGUUACAUGGUGCACAUGAAGAUCUUCACCAAGGAAACCCUAGGUGGCGAAGAACRAUAUGGGCUAUCUCCACACGGUAAGUUCCUUGUAAAAGGGUGGGACAAGAGCAUGGCGUCAGCCAUAUUAGCGAUCACUGACGAGGAUUUCUUUGCACCCUGGCACUGUCUCAAGGAUGUCUUGGCCGGCGAGGGGACAGCUUUUGAGAAGGCGUUAGGCAAGAGCAUAUGGGCAUACGUGGCUGAUCAUCCGGAGAAGAAUAAACUCUUCAAUGAAGUAAUGGCUUGUGAUACCAGUUUCAUCACAUCAGUCUUGAUUCAAGACUGUAAGGAUGUAUUCCAAGGAAUAAAGUCGGUGGUGGAUGUUGGUGGAGGCACUGGAACUGCCAUGAGAGACAUUGCCAAGGCCUUUCCCCACCUAAAAUGUACAAUUUAUGAUCUACCUCAUGUCAUUGCCGACUCACCUGAUUACCCUGAGGUCGACCGGAUUGCAGGCGACAUGUUCAAACACAUUCCUAGUGCCGAUGCCAUCUUAUUGAAGUGGAUCCUCCAUGAUUGGGAUGAUGGUGAAUGUAUUGAAAUUCUAAAGCGAUGCAAGGAAUCAGUGCCUAGAGAGGGUGGAAAAGUUAUCAUCGUCGACAUAGUACUAGAUCCGGAAUCUAAGGAUCCCUUAACAAAGGCUAGAUUAAGGUUGGAUUUGGACAUGAUGGUCUACACUGGAGGAAAAGAGAGGAGUGAGGCAGAAUGGAAGAAGCUUUUGAAUGCUGCAGGGUUCCCUGGAUAUAAGAUUUUACAUGUAGCUGCCGUUCAAUCUGUAAUUAUGGCCUAUCCUUAUUAGCCUUCUCUCUCUCUCCCCCCCCCCCGGUCCAGCUACUUGUCUUCUUCUUCAGUAUUAAUAAUAUUUACUUUUUGUUAGGUUGCACAUAUAUUAGUGUCAUAGGAUGGGUUCAAGUCUAAGAAUGACAAUUUUAUUAAAGAAAAAAAUACCAUAGAUAGGUUAGGUCUGUAUUCAGUUCCUUCUUCCACAUAGCUGCGACUAACAUUGGAUAAUGGCUUUCUUGACUAUCCAUUAUCAUAUCAAUCCAUACAAUUCCCACUACCUAUUACCAACUCCUACCCCUCAUCAUUCUGUGAGAUUGACCAUUGUGAGUUUUGAUUUACCAACGCUGAAUGAUUUUCUUGAAAAUUUUACUCAAUAAAAAAAUGGAUCAUAUUAAUUACUAUAUUUAUUUUUGGCAUUUUGGUUAAGGUUGUCAAAUGGGUCAGGCAGACCCUACAGACCCAAACUGAAUCUACACAAUUAUAU